AUGAUCGCGGUUAAGUCGUCUCUUCCGAGCGAAAGAAUUGUUGUUCCUGGCACGGAACAUGUUGAGGUUGUAUUUGUCAAGCUCAACCUCCCAACUGGAAUCAUAUAUUUGGCGUGUGUUUACAUACCUUCGGGUUCAACGAUCGACAAGUAUAAUUCUUAUGCCGAUGCUCUGCGUCGUUUCUUCGACUUUAUCCGUUGUGGUGUCAAUGAUUCCAUUUUUGUGAUGGGCGACUUCAAUAUGACGGAUGUUGUCUGGUCUCCAGAUGCUGAAAUGAGAUAUGCGCUGCUACCUGGAGCUGUUAAUUCGAGUGGCGAUAGCGACGUUAUUUACUCGCUCCUACGCGCUGGCCUAUCGCAGGUCAACAGUGUCAAGAACAAGUCUGGCAGUUUUUUGGAUUUGGUUUUCACAUCUGAUCCGUCGAAUGUUCUUGUGCGCAAAGCUGAUAUUCCGUUAAGCAAAGUGGACCGUGAUUAUCACUACCCGAUCGAAUGUACUUUCGAUAUCCCUGGACUCGAUGACGUUCUACCGGAGAGUGAAGCGCUUUAUUACGAUUACAAGAAUGCUGAUUUUCACGGUCUCAGUUGCUUUUUCGCCAACGCGGACUGGGAAAGAGCCUUUUCCCAUGGUGCGAGUGUUGAUGAUGCUGUGGAAGCAUUCGACGCUGUCUUUCGAGAAGGAUGUGAACGGUUUGUGCCAAGGCUGGUGAAGAGGUCAACCAAUCGUCCUCCGUGGUAUACUGAUGCCAUUUCUAAUUUGAAGAACAGGAUGAACAGGGCGUUUAAGCGGUUUAAGAAUUUUUCUAGUUCGAGCGUCCCUCCGCCUGAGUUGAAGUUAAAGUUCUUAGCUUUGAGGAAGGAAUUCCAAGAGAAGCAGAGCCAUGCUUAUGAUGCUUAUAUUCGUAGGCUCCAGUUCGAUCUUACUGAAGACCCGCGGAAAUUCUGGAAAUUUGUUGACUCUAAGAAAAAGACUAAGGGCCUCCCUGCCUCAAUGUUUUUGGGCGAUGAAAAGGCUGAGGGUCCUGAAGGCGUCUGUGCUCUCUUCAGUCGGUUCUUUCGAUCAGUUUACGUUCCAGACGAGAGUCCGUCAUCGGCUUUUGGUGUUAACAAGAUGGAGGAAGUGUACAGUUACGUACUAACUGAUUCGGAAGUCCUCGCAGCUCUUCGAGGUAUUGAUGUGUGUAAGGGAAACGGACCUGAUGACGUGUCACCGCUAGUGAUUAAAAAUUGUGCGGAGUCACUACUUUCUCCUCUUUCUCGCAUUUUCAACUUUUCCCUUGGCUCGAGUGUAUUUCCGGCUCGAUGGAAGUCGUCUUAUUUGACACCGAUUCACAAGAGCGGCUCUAGGAGCGAUGUUUCAAAUUAUAGGGGUAUUGCCAUACUUGCUACCCUAGGUAAGCUGUUUGAAUCUUUAGUUUGCAAACGAAUGGCUGAUGACUUGAGCCAUAAGGUUUCCAUUAAGCAGCAUGGGUUUCUGAAGGGUCGCUCCACCACCACUAAUCUUUUGGAGUUUGUUACCAGGGCGCUUCAUGUCAUUGAGUCUAAGUCACAAGUUGAUGCUGUGUAUACCGAUAUUCAGAAAGCUUUUGACCAGGUCCGUCACAGCUUCCUUAUUCAAAAGCUUGGUGAAUUGGGGAUCCAACCGUGCCUGUUGAACUGGAUUGAGUCUUAUCUACGUCGCCGUUUCCAAUUCGUCAGAGUAAUGGGUCAUGUGUCAGAGUCAUUUGAAGUCACUUCAGGGCUUCCUCAAGGUAGCCAUCUUGGACCCCUUUUGUUCAUUCUGUACUUUGACGAUGUUACGAAAAUCCUCGUGAAAGCCGACUGUGGAGUUUUUGCUGACGAUCUUAAACUCUACCAUGCGGUGAGUUCCCUCGCUGAUGCCGUUGACCUCCAGAAGGACAUAGAUGCUUUCGAAGCAUGGUGUCAUGAGAAUCGUAUGGCUGUAAACGUGUCAAAGUGCAAGGUUAUGUCCUUCUAUAGGGUUUUGGAGCCCGUCGAUUUUGCUUACUCAAUUGGAGGUGCUGUUUUGACCAGGGUUUCUCAGAUGGUGGAUUUAGGUGUCUUGCUGGACACUCAACUUACUUUCAAGCCUCACGUUGGCGUUAAGGUUGCCAAAGCUUAUUCCAUGCUUGGUUUUCUUAAGCGACUGUGUGCCGAAUUUGCGGAUGUGAGGUGUCUCACCAGCCUCUAUAGCGCCCAUGUCCGGAGUCACCUCGAAUACGCUUCGGUUGUCUGGUCUCCUUCUAGUGAAGAGCUUAGCAGCGUCAUUGAGUCUGUCCAGAAGAGCUUCGUGUUGUAUGCUCUUAGACGUACCGUCAGACGGAAUCUGAAUUAUGAGCUUCCCCCGUAUGAUGAACGGCGUAAGGUUUUGAGACUUGAACGGCUAUCCAUUAGAAGGAAGCAUCUUCGCGUUUUCUUUUUAUAUGACGUGCUUGAAGGCAGAGUCAAUGCUCCAAGGCUGACGGAAAUUUUCCGGUCGCAUCUGUAUGUGCCUGAACACUCGUACGGUAUGCGUCGAUUCGAUGUCUUUCGCUUGCCUUGUCAUAGGACGUCGUACGGUCACAAUGAACCAGUCGCAGCAACUUGCAGAGAAUUUGAAAAAUUUAUCGAUGUGUAUAGAACGAGUAACUCUCGUGAGAUUUUUCGUUACAGGGUGAAAUCUUCAACACUUUGA
This is a messenger RNA of Bradysia coprophila, 2673 nucleotides long. RefSeq lists its product as uncharacterized. The record is from RefSeq and is a predicted model, not a curated record. Lineage: Eukaryota; Metazoa; Arthropoda; Insecta; Diptera; Sciaridae.